Messenger RNA from Phaeodactylum tricornutum CCAP 1055/1, 1836 nucleotides. RefSeq lists its product with no specific name. Bases 1 to 1836 code for a protein of 611 amino acids. The record is from RefSeq and is a predicted model, not a curated record. The transcript has a single exon. NCBI's taxonomy places the organism in Eukaryota, Bacillariophyta, Bacillariophyceae, Surirellales, Neidiaceae.
AUGGGUGACCGUGACGUACCCCAUUGGGACUCACAGUACCCAUCCAUAGGUUCCUUACCCGGCAGAGGUGUCGCAUCCCGGAAUGACCCACAAGGGGGCAACUAUCGUUUUUUGGAGGAUUCACGGGUCAUUUUAUUCGUGUGGUCCCAGAACUGUAUCAGUCUCCUCCCAUUGCCAUGCCCGUACACGGCAAUGGGUGUGGAGUGGAGUGCCCAGUUCUUCCCUCAACCGCGGAGUAGGAACAGUCGACUGACGAACAAUGCAACAGGAACUACCAGCCAACGGACGGGUAACCGUACCCGUUCCAUGAUUCCCCUUGUCCGCGGAAUGCGGGGCAAAGCAGUCGUCGGUCUCGUGACGAUGGGCUUGGUGUGGACUUGGCGAUCGCUCCGCUGGGCCGACGAAGGCAUCCUCUCGGUAGCAGGAAACCCCUUGAGUCAUCCGUUGGCUGGCGUGUCAAUACCCCUUCCGACCUCGUAUCCCGUGCAGGUCUUGCUACACGUCAUUCACACCCGUUUCCAACAACACCAACCCCGUUUGGUACACUUGGGUCGAGCCCGUCUCGCACUCUUCCGUACCCUCUGUGUACCGUCCUUGCGAGCGCAAACCGAAACCAACUUUCUCUGGAUCCUCCGAGUCGAUCCCGCACUCUCCGCUCCGUUGCGGACAGCCUUGCUCGCGAUUGUACGGGACUACGCGAGCCGGAAUCACUCGGUCCUCGUCGUGGCCUCCAACCAAUCCCCCGAACGCUUCCAUUUGCAUCGGGAGAACGACUACGCUGUCGACGAUGAUAUUCGCAACGAUACACUCUGGUACGGAAAUAUGCGAAUCUGGCAACGCUAUCAACAGACAGCUCGAAGAACCGGGACGGUCGUCUUGGAAACGAAUCUGGACGCCGACGAUGGACUGGCGAUCGAUUUUGUACACACCGUACAACAACGUGCACUCCGAGACUUUCGGACAACACCACCCCCAACGGCCGAGUCCGUGAUUGGACUCCGUCGCUUGUACCGCAUCUAUUGUGUGGGACAACAUGUCGAAUGGCACUUUUACGCACCCUGGGAUCGUCGAUUGUUCGACAAAAUACCCGACUACGUCAUUCAAGGAGCCUUGCGGACACGGAUCAAUGAUCGUAUUUGCAUCACACCCGGACUCACGGUAGCCUCCCAAACCGUGCCGGACUCUCACGUGGCUGCUACUACUCCUACUGCUACUACAACUGCUACGGGUACAGUAAACACAACUGCUACUGCUACUACUGCUCCCAACACCGCCACCAUACCAACACCACCAACGUCAUCCCCACCACUACUACCCUUUGACGUCGUACGUUGGCAUCAUCUCAUUCAAGAAAAAUUUGCAGCCUGUGAACAGACAUCCCCUUCUCAGCUCCUCGACUUUCACAGGGAAACAUUUGUCUCCAUGUCAUCGGUCUGUUACGAAUACCUCGACAACAGUUUGGAUACGGGUAAUGUGACCGAAAUAUUACCUACCGCACGGCACCCUUGGGCCAUCCGCGCACGUACACCUACCAGUGUCGGGGUCGAGGAUCUACUCCGCAAACGAUCGCGUUGGAAAUAUUCCGACUACUCGGCCUCGCAAGCGCUGUGGACCCAAUUGUCGCCAAUAUUCAGCGUAACGGCGGAAAGUCUACGGCAGACGCACCACGCUUUGGCGGAUGAUCUCAUCGCCAUUCUAUCGGACGCCAUAGAAGGGCAGUGUACCCCCAAUCACUCGUGUCACGACAAGUCCCGAACCAUUUUAAACCGGGUACUCCAAAACGAAAAGAAAUACGGCCAGCUCGUCGUGCCGGAUAAACUCGUUUGGGAGCAGUAG